AUGUUUAUAACAAAAGAGGCCAAGGCCCCUUUACUUUUGCCAUUAUACAGAGUUUACGAAAGUAACAACAUUUUUUUGUGUCAAGGAAAAGUAAUAACAGGGCCAAAUAUAUUUCAUCUAAUAUUCACAUAUUUAAUCAUAAUAAUUUCCGUUUUACCUAUCUAUGUAAUUAUAUGCCCGUAUAUAGAAAGCUACACAAUAUUGGGUUGCAUCAUAUCCGCAUUAACAGUCUUUUUUAUUCUCGUUUUAUUUUUUUUAACAACAACCGCAUUUUGUGACCCUGGAAUAAUUCCAAAGAAAAACUAUGUUGACUUGGCUUUACCAAAAGGAAGAACGGCUUUCACUACUGCAAAAAUAAAUGGCACAGUUAUAAAGCAAUUUUGGUGUGUUCACUGUAACCAUUUCAAGGAGCCAAGAAGCAAACAUUGCUAUACGUGCAACAAUUGUGUUACGAAGUUUGAUCAUCACUGUGUCUGGUUAGGAAAUUGUAUAGGAAUAAGAAAUUAUCGAAAUUUUAUUUUCUUUAUAUUCAACUUAUCGAUACUUUCAACAAUAAUAUGUUUUACGUUUAUCGGAAUUUUUGUGAGUUUAUGUAUUAAAGAAUAUGAAGGAGUAAAAAUAUCAGCAAUUUAUAAUAUAAUAUUUGAAUUCCCACAUAUCGCUUUGUAUAUAAUUUAUACGCUUGUAUUGUCUCUUUUAUUAAUCAAUUUGUUUAUUUACCAUUUUAAAAUUAUACUUUUAAACAAAACGACAUAUGAAGACAUUCAGGGAUCGUAUGCAGAAGGUAGUCCCUUCGAUGAAGGAAAAUUUACAAACUUAAGAAAGUUCUUUUUCACACCCACUAUCAAAAAGCAAAUAAAAUGGACAGAAUGUGUUAAAGUAACAUUUUAA
This is a messenger RNA of Plasmodium vinckei vinckei, 891 nucleotides long. RefSeq names its product palmitoyltransferase DHHC8, putative. Gene Ontology annotation, biological process: peptidyl-L-cysteine S-palmitoylation; protein targeting to membrane. Gene Ontology annotation, molecular function: protein-cysteine S-palmitoyltransferase activity. NCBI's taxonomy places the organism in Eukaryota, Apicomplexa, Aconoidasida, Haemosporida, Plasmodiidae. The transcript is spliced from 11 exons. Gene Ontology annotation, cellular component: endoplasmic reticulum; Golgi apparatus. The record is from RefSeq and is a predicted model, not a curated record. The coding region runs from base 1 to 891 and encodes 296 amino acids.